Mustela lutreola (European mink) is the source of this 8521-nucleotide messenger RNA. RefSeq names its product 5-hydroxytryptamine receptor 1F (gene HTR1F). Lineage: Eukaryota; Metazoa; Chordata; Mammalia; Carnivora; Mustelidae. The coding region runs from base 776 to 1873 and encodes 365 amino acids. The transcript has 3 exons. Gene Ontology annotation, biological process: chemical synaptic transmission; G protein-coupled receptor signaling pathway, coupled to cyclic nucleotide second messenger. The record is from RefSeq and is a predicted model, not a curated record. Gene Ontology annotation, cellular component: plasma membrane; dendrite. Gene Ontology annotation, molecular function: neurotransmitter receptor activity; G protein-coupled serotonin receptor activity.
AUCGUUAAAAAAGAAAAAGGUAACAGUUAAAAAAAAUUGUACCCGAAGGCGAGAAAAAAAAAAUGAAAAAGAAAAAAUUAAAUUAACUGCAAGACUAAAAAAAAAUCACAGGAAAAAUGCCAUGAGUUCCGUGCUUGGCUUUCUCCUCCUCUGGAAUUCUGCUGCUCUCCUUGGUAUUGAAACCGCACUCCUUGGUAGGUGAACUUGGUCUCGGCUGGAUUUCUUGUUGAUCUUCUGGGGGAGGGGCCUGUUGUAGUGAUUCUCAAGUGUCUUUGCCCCAGGCGGAAUUGCACCGCCCUUAUCAGGGGCCGGGUGAGUUAUCCGCUGGGGUUUGCUUUCAGGAGCUUUUGUUCCCUGAGCGCUUUCCGUAGAGUUCCAGAGGACGGGAAUACAAAUGGCGGCCUCCUGGUCUCCGGCCCGGAGGAGCCGAGAGCCCAGGGCCGCACUCCUCAGUGCGCCCUCAGAGAACAGCGCCCAGUUACUCCCGUCUGCCUGACCUCCGGCCGCGCUCCGAGCUCACCGAGCCUGGGACCGGUUCAAGGUUCUUCAAGCCAAUAAGAUUGUGGAUUUUCUAUUGAAGUUUUAGCUACCCUACAUGAUGAAGACCUGUGCCUAUCGUCAGUUGAAAAGUCAUAUAUAUGGGAAGCCCACUCCGUGUGAUUCCAUUCUACCAAGUGUUGAUUUGUCUCCAACGUCUGUCUACUUUUGGACACUAUCUAGUGCCUUCAGGUAUCCAUUUUUUCAGCUAUAUUAAUCUUUUAAAACAAACAAAAAAAUGGAUUUCUUAAACUCAUCUGAUCAAAACUUGACCUCAGAAGAACUGUUAAACAGAAUGCCAUCCAAAAUUCUGGUGUCCCUCACUCUCUCCGGGCUGGCACUGAUGACAACGACCAUCAACUCCCUUGUGAUUGCGGCAAUUAUUGUGACCCGGAAGUUGCACCACCCAGCCAACUAUUUAAUUUGCUCGCUUGCAGUCACAGAUUUUCUUGUAGCUGUCCUGGUGAUGCCUUUCAGCAUCGUGUAUAUUGUGAGAGAGAGCUGGAUUAUGGGGCAAGUGGUCUGUGACAUCUGGCUGAGCGUUGACAUCACGUGCUGCACGUGUUCCAUCUUACAUCUCUCUGCUAUAGCUUUGGAUCGGUAUCGGGCAAUCACAGAUGCUGUGGAGUACUCCAGGAAAAGGACUCCCAAGCAUGCUGGCAUUAUGAUUACAGUUGUUUGGAUUAUAUCCAUUUUUAUCUCUAUGCCUCCUUUAUUCUGGAGGCACCAAGGAACUAGCCGAGAUGAUGAGUGCAUCAUCAAACACGACCACAUUGUUUCCACAAUUUAUUCAACAUUUGGAGCUUUCUACAUCCCAUUAACAUUGAUUUUGAUCCUCUACUACAAAAUAUAUAAAGCAGCAAAAACGUUAUACCACAAGAGACAAGCAAGUAGGAUUGCCAAGGAGGAGGUGAAUGGCCAAGUCCUUUUGGGGAGUGGUGAGAAAAGCACUAGACUAGUCUCCACUCCCUACACAGAAAAAUCUUUAUCUGAUCCAUCAACAGACUUUGAUAAAAUUCAUAACACGGUGAAAAGCCCCAGGUCUGAAUUCAAGCACGAGAAAUCUUGGAGAAGGCAAAAGAUCUCAGGCACAAGAGAACGCAAAGCAGCCACUACCCUAGGAUUAAUCUUGGGUGCAUUUGUGAUAUGUUGGCUGCCUUUCUUUGUUAAAGAAUUGGUUGUUAAUGUCUGUGAAAAGUGUAAAAUUUCUGAAGAAAUGUCAAAUUUUUUGACAUGGCUUGGAUAUCUCAAUUCCCUUAUAAAUCCACUGAUUUAUACAAUCUUUAAUGAAGACUUCAAGAAAGCAUUCCAAAAGCUAGUACGAUGCCGAUGUUAAAGAAAGUUUAUCAUUAAAAGGCUGGGGAUUUCUUGAGGGGAAGUAACGAAAUGGAUGCCGAAUAAUAAAGCAUUUAAACUUUUAGAAGGAAAUAAAUUAAAACUACUAAAAUUAUAAGAACAUAAUUUAUAUUUAACAGCAACAAGACUAUAAAUUUACUGAGUAAAAGAUGUUUCUUUGACCAUCAUUCUAGAGUACUCAAAUGAAAAGAUAAUUUAUUGUUUAUAAACAAUAAUUUCCCUAUGCAAUUGUCCCUAACAGGCUAACUGGAAAUAUAUAUUAUAAUAGUUAUUAUUAAUAACAGUGACUUUCCAGGUUUAUGGCUUAUAAUAGUUACAGAAAAGUGUUCACUUCACAAUAUCUGUAAUUUCUAUAUAAUCCUAUGGUUUUAUUAUAUGAUUCUAUUAUUUUAUAGAAAAGAUAAUUCACCACAAAGCACACAUUUCUCCUACCUAACCACUGUCCCCUCUUCAUCUUACCCUGGGAAAAAACAAGAAGGGGAAGGAGCAAACAAGGCAUCUUGGGGUGUCUGGCUGGCUCAAUCAGGAGAGCAUAUGACUCGAGCUCAGGGUUGAGUUUGAACACCACGUUGUGUAUAAUGAUUACUUAAAAAUAAAAUCUUUAAACAAAACAAGACAAACAAACAAACAAAACCAAGGACUCCUAAUAUGACUGGAGGAAAUGUCAAAGUCAGAGAUUGAUACUGUCUUAGUAUUUAUAUAAUAAAGAGUAUUCAUAAAGUUGAGUUGGGCUUUGCCAGAUAAUUCUGAAUACAGAACUUGUACACAUUUGACAUAUUCUUUUUGUUCAAAACGAAUUCCUAGGAUAAUAUUUUUUAACCAUGUAUUACCAACAUAUGAAAUCAAAACCUUAGCCUAAUAAGAGUAAUUCAAAAAGGGUACAGGGGAGGUGUUCUAAUUGCCCCAUGUUUAUUUAGGAAUCACAUUUAAGGCACUAAGUGCCCUAGGUUACUCACCAUAGUUACUAUAUUCCUAAUGUGUUUUUUAAAAUACAAAAUAGAUUUCGUUUCUGUUAAUAUUAACAACCUCAGUUGCUAAAUAAAAUGUCAGUGGUACUUGGUACUGCAGCUGUUCCAUAUCUACAAUUUAAAAAUUAUAACCGUUAAAAAAACAAAAAAUAAUAAAUAAAUAAUCCCUUUUAUUAGAGGGAAUGUUACAGGAGUUCUUAGAACUGCCCACUGACUUCCAAAACAUCUCUCGUUUUUCAAUUGGUAGAAAUCGACAGGCAAAGAUUCAUAUUAUGUUAAUUAUAAAUAUAUUUUUUAAACAUCUCCCAGUCAGUUAGCCAAAGCUAUGCCAUAAGUUUCUCUAUUUAUUCUCUUUCUUAUAGAAGAAUUUAAAAAUAAAAUAACCAUGCUUCAGAGAUCUCAUUCCAUUUGAACCAGCAAGUUGAUAGGCUGCCUUCUGGAAGGCAUACACCAUCAACCAAGAUCAUUUGAAAAACAAUACAUUCCUUUUUUUUAAGGUACACUUUUAUGUGUAUUUUAAAUAUUGUUUCCUGGUCAGAUACUUAAGAAUACAUCAAUUUUUGUGUAUAUCUAUGACACAUUACUCUCAAUCUAACAAAUAUUUACAGUUCUCAUUCUGUGUAGGGCAUUGAGAUACAGAAAAUAAUGAAACGCAGUUACUUCCCUUAACACAUUUACAAUUUAAAAGGUGAAACACACUGGGCACCUGGCUGGGUAGAUCAUACAACUCUUGAUCUUGGGGUCAUGCAUUCAACCCCACAUAGAGCUUACUUUAAAAAAUAAGAAGAUGAAACAAAGAAACAAAUGAACAUUAUAACAGAAAAGAAAAAACAAAGCUCUGGCAUGGAAGUUGUGUGCAUAAUUAUGAUGAUUCAAAGGAAAAGUUGAUCACAUCUGGUUGAGAAAAAUCAGCAAAAUUUCAUAAAGAAUGUAUCUAAAAUAGAUAAUAAAUAGCAUUUGGCUAAGAGAAAUGGAAAAGCAUACUCCAGGUGGCGGCAACAUCAGGAGUGAAUCCUGCCAGCAUUUCGUGGGUCUUGUUCAUGAAAUAGCAAGGAAUUUGGCAGCUCCUUAGGACAAAAGAAGAGAUGAAAAGAGAAAUUGGCCAUUAUUGUCACUGACUUUGAGUAUCAGAAAAGGAAGUUUACGGUCAAUUUGGCUGUCUGUCAAUGAGUGGUCGCUGAUGUUUUUAGUAGAAAUAUUACAAGUUUAGGUUAAUUCUAAAAAAAUAUGUAUGUUUUAAUGGAUUUGAGCAGAGAGGGUACAGGUGACAGCGACUUCUUGUUAGAAAGCAUAUCAGUAAUCCACAUAAGAGGUGAAGUUCUGAACUUGAUUCUAGCCAUGGGAACAUAAAUAAAAACACAGAAGAGAGACAGUAGGGAAAAAGAAUCUAUAGAAUACAGCAAGGACGCUAACAAGCAGAUAAAUGCAGAGACACUGAGAUAACUUGCUCUCAACUAAAAUGAGCUCAAGAGGGGCACCUGGGUGGCUCAGUGGGUUAAAGCCUCUGCCUUCGGCUCAGGUUAUGAUCCCAGGGUCCUGGGAUCGAGCCCCGCAUCGGGCUCUCUGCUCCGCAGAGAGCCUGCUUCCUCCUCUCUCUCUCUCUCUGCCUACUUGUGAUCUCUGUCUGUCAAAUAAAUAAAUAAAAUCUUUAAAAAAAAAAAAAAAUGAGCUCAAGAGAAGGAGCCUGUUGGUGAAAUGGUGCCUUGAGUUAAACAUUUAAAGUUAAAUGUUAAACACUUAAAGACUUGGGAGAGCUCACAGGCAUGGCUGAGCAGGUCUGGCCCAAGUGAAAAUGACUCAGUUUAUCUGCGACUACUGGCCACCUCUUUCAUCUUCCUUUCUUCUAUCUCCUUAUGCUGUGCUGACAGUCCAAAGCCUACUCUAGUCCCUACCAUUUUCUGCUUGUUCUUCUUGCCGCUUCUCACUAAAACUUGAUUGUGAUUUAUUCAUUCAAAGACCUUGCUAAGUCAGAAAUAAUCUAUUCAAGUAAUUUAUUUACACCCACCUCAGAAAUUUAUUUAGGUAUAUGGGAGAGCUCUAAAAGACACACAACCCAUCCACCAGAAAGAGCAAAUCUCAUGCAGGUGAGGCUCACCCGAAUAUACAUACUACCUUCUCCUCGGAUCUGGACGAAGCCUCAAAUCCAGGGAAAUGAUACUAGCAAGUGACAGGGAAAUUAAAUCUCCCCUCAGAGCUCAGGGAGAAUCGAGUUUAUUAUUUCUGUGUGUAUGAAAUACGUUCUUAAUCCAAAGGGGCCAUAACACAUUAUAGUACUUAUCACUUCAUCUUUGUAUUUCCUCCACAUGCUGAAGGUACAGAUCAUGCCACUCCCAUGAACAAAUAUAAAUGAUUUCUCUUUGAUCUUUAAAUGGUAGGUAAUGUCAGGGCUAAUAAUCUGCCAUUUCCACAUUAAAAAAAAAAUAAAAUAAAGGCCCCACAGGGCAUCACUGAGGCCAAGUCACCUAACUGAGGUGUAAUACCUAACCUAACUGCAGUUUCAACCUCCACCAGAAAUGUAAGUUUUAACUUAUAUUUAGUCAGGAAUUUUCUGAUAAGCACCAAUGAAUGAGGUAAUCUGUCACCUGGGUCCUCUUUGUCCCCCAAGGAAGAUGAAGUAAUCUGCAUAAGACCUCCUGCUUUUCCCCCUAAGGGAAAGUGACCUUGCCUGUUACAAUCCUUUUCUUUUACUAAUAAUUUCCUCCCCCGCCUUCUUCCUAUGAAAAACUUCCAUUUCAUGCAAUUCCUCAGAGCUCCUAAUUCAUGAAUCAUUUAAGAAAGUCAAUUUGAUCUUCAAAUCUACUCAGUUGAAUUUCUCUUAACAGCACUUUCUUUGAAAUUUAUGAAGGAUGUACUUCCCUGAAUAUAUAAGAUGUAUUCUCUUAAGGAAAAUUCCUCAAGUCACUAAAAGCUGAAGAUUUUCACAGAGUAUUUUCACAUCUAUAACAAAUGUAACAAUAUGAUAAUGUAUAUAUUUAACUGAUAAGUAGAGAAAGAAAAUAUAAGUAUCAUAGAAUGUGGUUAAAUAUUAGAUUAAAAAAGUUUAACUUCCUGCUACAAUUUCAAAUACACUAGCAUCAGAGAUUAAGUGGAGGUUUUAUUUUUGCUCUGCUUUUUCUAAAUAUUUUCAGGUUAAGGAUAUAUAAAAGGCAAGGACAAAAAUAUCAAAGGAAGACUGAAAGUCAAACUACUAGAUAUGAAAUUCAGUUCAAUACAUCACUAUGUAUAAAUCAUGUUUGAAAAUCUGCUUCUGGUUAUGAAGGACUAUCUUUAUUUUACUGCUAUAGGAAUAUGGAUUGCCUACUUUAAUACUUUUUCUGUUGGUUUUGUUUCACAAUAGGCCUACGGGGUCAAAUUUAUAGUAUACACAGUUUAUCCAGGCCCUGGCAGCUGAUGGGUCUAUCUUUAAUGUAGGCCCAGUUCUCAUUUUGUAUCUCUAAAACCAAUCUUUUCCCUUUCCUGGUGCAACUUAUUUCCCUCCCCCACUUCUAUUCCUGAGCUCUAACGGUGUGCAAGUUUCCCGUUUGCAAGUCAAGAAAAACUUCUUUGGGGCUCACUUCCAAAUCCUUGCUUAUAUGAGUUAUGUCACUUCCAAACUUUAAAAUUCCCUUGGUAUAUGGGGCACCUGGGUGGCUCAGUCAGUUAAGUGUCUGCCUUUGCUCAAGUUAUGAUCUCAUGGUCCUGGGAUGGAGUCCUGCAUCAGACUCCCUGCUCAGUGGGGAGGCUGCUUCUCCCUCUCCUGCUGCUCCCCCUACCUGUGCUCUUUCUCUCUAUCAAAUAAAUAAAAUCUCUAAAACAACAAAGUAAGGUAAAAUAAAAUAAAAUUCCCUUAGUAGAGUAUAAUCCUCAUAUUUGUUGGCUCUAUCCUAAGCUUGUCCCUCUGAAGCAAGAGUUUUGCUACAGAAAACUUUUCUUGUUGUCUGUUUUGCAGAAAAACAAAAUUUUGUCAAAACAGACAACAACAAAAAAAAUGAAAUAUUAAUUGAAAGCCAAUUACUAGAAAAUGUGUUGUCUUGCUCUACCAAAUUUUGAUGUGAAAUAUUGUUCAAGAGCAAACGAUCAAAAAAAGAGUUCUUGAAAUGUCUUCGAUGCAAAAAAGGUGGUUUUAUUAAAGCAUGGGGACAAGACCCGUGGGCAGAAAGAGCUGCACUGGGGUUGUGAGGGUCAGCUGAUUAUAUACUUUCAAGCUGGGAAGGGUUUAGGGAAAUUGUAAAUCUUUAAGGAAUUUAGAAGCAAGGCUUUCAGGAUUUUGAGGGGCUAGCUGUAAUUAAAAUAAUGUCUUUCACUACUGUCUGCUAAAACCUUAGUCAUGAGACCUUCGGAUGUGUAUCUGUGGGCCAUAUGUUUGGAGUAGGGUUGCUAACAUACUUCUUGGGGGAAAAGAGAUAAAGGAAGUCUCCAAAGGGAUUUUCAUAAGUUAAAGACUUACACAAUCCUGGAGGUAGGGCUAACAUCAGCUAAGGUUACCUUUUGCCUCUACCAAAGUGUACAAGUGUUAACAAUGAGUUAGUUGAGCUCCUGGAGGAAGGUCAUUUUGCCUGUCUCAGUUACUUGACAAUAAGCAGUUAAGUUGUAAGGAAAUUUAAUUUUUUUUGUUUUUGUUUUUGUUUUUUUGCUGUUGUUCUCACAUCAAAUAUCAUGAAAGUAAGGGAGCUUGUAUGCUUCUUGUUGACAUGCUUUCCUCUACAUCAAGGAAUGAAUAGUUGCCUCGUGAAUUUAGACAAGAGCUUUCUUGACUUACAGUCAGAGAAUCGGGUUUAUUAUAUUGCAGAGCAAGGACUGAAGGAUUUUUCCUUAUUAUAUUCUAAAGUCCUUCAGAAACAAUCAUGUUCAAUUCAGAAUGUGUCCCCAUUCAUUCCUUUCAGAGAAUGUGUUCCUAAUAUCCUCCUAAUAAACUCAAAUGAUCACAUUCAGACCUUUAUUCACCAGAAGAUAUUUCUAAAGGCAAGUUAAUAUUUUUGACAUGAAUAAAGUAAUAUUUUCUCAUGAUAUUGUGGUAGUUUUUCUUGGUCUUAUGAAUCAGUAUGUUUUCUCCAUUAUUUAAAAUGAAGUUGUUGUUGAAAAAAAUGUUUUCCAACAUUAUAAUAAAUGUGUGGUUAUUGAUAUAGGACGUCUUCUCUGUAUAAAACAUGAUAGUAGUACUUGAAACCCACCGGCAAAGAUAAAGAUUUUUCAGAAUUUAUACUCUCUACUUAUGCCAGGAAGCAUAAAAAUUCUGAGGGAAAAAAAAUGUGUAAUCUCUUUAUCAAUAGUAAACAACAAUGUCUUGUCCAAGCAGCCUUUCAGUAAAGCUGGCAUUUAGUCACAGGUCUGAUUUCUACCUUGGAGAGUUUCCACCUCUGCAAGGGCAACUAAAUGACCUUAUUGAUUUAUGUCCACACAGCAAAGUUUGCUGUGUCUUUCCUCCUAGUCUCACCAAUAGCCUUUUCAUGAUGUUCUAUGAAUAUUCCUAAUUUAUAUGUAAUUGAUAUUCACUCCUAAAAAGUAUACUUAUUGUAUCAUCAUAUUUUAUAUUGAAUCAUUAUUAAUUAUUAUAAUGUAUUAUGUUGUUGGGUCUCCUGCUUUGAGAUUUCCUUUACCCCAAUCCACUUAAUAAAUAAAAAUUUUGCUCAUCCCCACCCCCCUCCACACAUGUAUACAUCAACAAUUUCCUCCUUGUGUUG